Aaosphaeria arxii CBS 175.79 is the source of this 1332-nucleotide messenger RNA. RefSeq lists its product as uncharacterized. Gene Ontology annotation, molecular function: protein tyrosine phosphatase activity. Bases 1 to 1332 code for a protein of 443 amino acids. The transcript has 3 exons. NCBI's taxonomy places the organism in Eukaryota, Fungi, Ascomycota, Dothideomycetes, Pleosporales. The record is from RefSeq and is a predicted model, not a curated record. Gene Ontology annotation, biological process: protein dephosphorylation.
AUGUCGUCCACAGGCUCACUCGCGGUGCCGCCGUCGCCAUCAUCGUCGAAGCGUUCGCGCAGUAGAGACAGCUCUCGAUCCGCUGCUGCUUCCUCCGUCAAUACGCCCUUCGUCACACCGAGCGCCACACCCUCCGCGAGCGCCCCGAGUCUCCUGAUACCUCAAUCGAGCUCUCAGACAAGUUCCUUAGCCGAUCAGGAACCUCCAGAUCUGACACCAUACCCGGCAUUCUUGCAAUUGAAGAUAGAAAUUCUGGAAAAGUAUCAAGAUCUCGAAUGGCAACAGCGUGAAAGACUUCUCCCUAAUGGCCGGGCCGUAUCGCCGACCUCGCAAUGGGCAAAAUGCACAGGGCCUGAGGUCGCGCAACGGAACCGAUAUGUCAAUGUCGAUCCCUAUCAGAACAAUAGAGUCAAGCUCCAGGUGCCAGAAGGGUACAGCGACUACAUCAAUGCGUCACCGAUCGUGUUGGAGUCCACCAAGACAAAGAAGAUCACCCGGUUCAUCGCAACACAGGGUCCAAAACCAGAGAGCUUUUCGCACAUCUGGCGCAUGAUCUGGGAGCAGACAACCUCCCCUGCCGUAGCUAUCAUGCUCACAAAAACUCACGAGGGUGGGCGCGAGAAGUGUUUUGCGUAUUAUCCCCAGUCUUUGCAGAUGCCGGAUCUCAGGAUCAAUGCGCAUGACGAAUUCAAGGACGGGAUCAUUCACAACUUGCACUUGGCCUCGCUGGUCGAUAACGAAGAGGUGAGCGCGCAAGUGCGCGAACUGGACAUGUCGACCGAAGACGGUAGCGAAACGAAAAAGAUCUGGCACUUGUUAUUCGAGGGUUGGCCAGACUUUUCCGUGCCCGAGGAUGCGAAUCAGGCUGCCCUCCUCAAGUUGAUAGACCUUUCGAGAGAGAGAAACGCAGACAAUGCGAACAAUCCCCGAAUUGUACAUUGCAGCGCUGGGGUUGGCCGUAGCGGUACAUUCAUCGCAUUAGAUUGGCUUUUGCAAGAAUUGGAAGAAGGAAGCAUGGACAACUUGCACGAGGACGACGAUCCGAUUCUGACGGUUGUCGAUAACCUACGACUGCAGCGCAUGAUGAUGGUACAGAGUGAAGCUCAGUUUAUCUUUCUCUACGAUGUCAUACGCGAGCGCUGGCGGGAUCGGUGGGUCAAGCAGAAUCCCGAAGAAGCGGACCGCUUAGGGCUUGACCUGGUUCGAGAGCCUCGACACAAGAGAGCGAGGCCGAGCCGGGAGAUCGAGAUUAGAAGAGAUGACGAUGCCCAUGCCGAACUGGAAGCAGAGCUGGUUGGCAACCAGAUGGAGUUCGAGCACGGAAGAACUUGA